CCAUACAGAGAGUGACAACUUAUAUGCAGUUGAAAAAAAUGCCAUCAUUCAAAAGUUUGCUUAUCUUAGGUCUUUUUUCAUUUCUUCUCGUUGUCUCUGAAAUGACCACGGCAUCUGCAAGGCAGUCGGGCAUGGUGAAGUCAGGAAGUGAGGAAACUGUACACCCUGAUGGAUAUGGAGGUGGGCAUGGAGGAAAUGGAGGAGGUUAUGACGGAAGAGGAGGACACAACGGAAGAAGAGGAGGCCACGGGGGCAAAGGAGGAAAAGGUGGCCACGGAGAAGAAGCUGUUCAGACUAAGCCUGACGCGGUGAACUCAGAGACUGAGGAAACUGUGAAACCUGAUGGAUAUGGUAGUAGCCACGGGGGCCAUGGAGGCCACGGAGGCCACGGGGGCCAUGGUGGACACGGAGGCCACGGGGGGAAGUUAUUCUGACUCAGUCCGGUCACUAAGUAUCCAUAAUCUAUCCGUGUAUGCACUUACCUGUGUGUAUGACGAUGAAAUAAACUUGGUGCUUUUGUAAUAAAGUAACUCAAGGUUUAAGAAAAUAAACUAUGGGAAUAAAAUGUCAUAAUGUCAUGUCUCUGUGUUCGAGUUGAGAUUUGCGCAUAGUCAGUAGUUUACGUUGUUGCUCUUUUACAUCUCCAUCCCUAACGUGAACUAAUAAUCACUAGGUUAAUAUCUAGGUUAAUAUCUGCGCAUUUACGCG
Messenger RNA from Eruca vesicaria subsp. sativa (arugula), 708 nucleotides. Lineage: Eukaryota; Viridiplantae; Streptophyta; Magnoliopsida; Brassicales; Brassicaceae. The record is from the annotation of a GenBank genome assembly.